Egretta garzetta (little egret) is the source of this 2960-nucleotide messenger RNA. RefSeq names its product protein O-glucosyltransferase 1 (gene POGLUT1). Gene Ontology annotation, molecular function: UDP-glucosyltransferase activity; UDP-xylosyltransferase activity. The record is from RefSeq and is a predicted model, not a curated record. Bases 133 to 1242 code for a protein of 369 amino acids. The transcript is spliced from 11 exons. NCBI's taxonomy places the organism in Eukaryota, Metazoa, Chordata, Aves, Pelecaniformes, Ardeidae. Gene Ontology annotation, cellular component: endomembrane system. Gene Ontology annotation, biological process: positive regulation of Notch signaling pathway; protein O-linked glycosylation.
GGUGCUCGACCCACAGCCCCUUCCCCGGCCCCCCUCAGCUGGGCGUCCCCUUCUCCUCGCCGGGCUCUUCUUUCCCCCGCUUGCUUUAGGCACGCCCUAGUUGAGCUGUAUGGACUGGAGCAGCACUGGAGCAUGUUGCCGGGCCGUGAUGCCAAAUGGAAAACAGUAACUGACCAAAUUAAGAGAGCUGUGGAAGUCUACAAGCCAUGUGUAAAGGAGAAUUGCAGCUGCCACCAAAGUGUCUGGAAGCAGGACCUGGCUCCUUUUCGAGGUGGCAUUUCCAAGGAGAUAAUAUCAGAUGUGGUGAGCCGGAAGCUCGGGACACACUACCAAAUCAUUAAGAACAAAUUGUACCGUGAGCAGGACUGCUUGUUCCCUGCAAGAUGCAGUGGAGUUGAGCACUUCCUUCUGGGGAUCAUCAACCGCCUCCCUGACAUGGAAAUGGUGAUCAAUGUGCGAGACUACCCCCAGGUCCCCAAGUGGAUGAAACCCCUUAUACCAGUCUUCUCCUUCAGUAAGACACCCGAAUACAAUGAUAUCAUGUAUCCUGCCUGGACAUUUUGGGAAGGAGGACCAGCUGUUUGGCCAAUUUACCCAACAGGUUUAGGGCGCUGGGACCUCAUGAGAGAGGACCUCAGAAGAUCUGCAGAAAAAUGGCCGUGGAUGAAAAAAAUCUCUAAAGGAUAUUUCCGAGGAUCCAGAACGAGCCCUGAGAGAGAUCCCCUCAUUCUGCUGUCCCGAGAAAACCCAGAACUUGUUGAUGCUGAGUACACUAAAAACCAGGCUUGGAAAUCUGAGAAGGACACCUUAGGAAAGCCUCCCGCAAAGGAAAUUCCACUGGUUGAUCACUGCAAAUACAAGUAUCUGUUUAAUUUCCGGGGAGUGGCUGCCAGUUUCCGGUUGAAACACCUUUUCUUGUGUGGUUCGCUCGUCUUUCACGUUGGAGAAGAGUGGCUGGAAUUCUUCUACCCCCAGCUGAAGCCUUGGGUCCACUACAUCCCAGUCCGAUCAGACCUCUCUAACGUCAGGGAGCUGUUGCAGUUUGUGAAGGAAAACGAUGCCAUAGCACAAGAAAUUUCAGAGAGGGGACGCCAGUUCAUCACCGAGCACUUGCAGAUGGAGGAUGUCUCUUGCUACUGGGAGCAUCUGCUGUCUGAGUAUUCCCAAACCUUGACUUACAAAGUGAAAAGGAGGAAGAGCUACAGCGAGGUCACUUCCGAAUGGCCGAAAACAGAACUGUAGGGGCUUCCCUGGUUUUCUCCUCAGCUUGCACUGAUCCCUGCAGAAAUCUGAAGAUCAGUGUGUCUUCUUUCUCGUUCUCUCAGACCUCUUACCCUUUACACUAGAACUACGGAGAACAGCAGCAGGCUGACUUUGAAACUGCUCCCAUCCAGUGGGACCCAGUUACACUCUCGCCAUGAGAACCUCAAGUAGAACCUCGGAUUAUGGCUGUUUUAGUGGGGUGGUUUUGCUCGUCUCUGGAAGGGGGUUGUUAGUGUUUGGGACUUAGUUACUACCUGCCUCAGAGUGAUCCGAAAUCCCAUUCAGGCAACGAGAGGCCUUUCUGUUAAUUUUACUGGAGUUUUUACCCAGUCCUCCACACUCACGAGCAAGGUGCGCAGGCUGACAGCUACGCUCGGCUGGGAGAUACGUGCCCCUUUCUCACCUGUGUGAUAGCACUGGGGAGGUGAGGUGUUCUCUGACAGAAGCAGGUACUACGGGGAUUGGGGGUAACCUUUUUUAGGUAGCUUAGAGCUUAGUUGUCUGAUGUUUAUGUCAGGUUUUUAAAGAAGUCGAUGGUAAGGCUUUGAUGCGCCAGCGAGAGGCCAGAUGAUCCUCGCACAGUUGACCUACCUACCUCACAGGGGGGUGGCUGGUGAUGAAAAUGGAGCCACAGCGCUAAAGCCUGAGUGGCAGGCGGGCAGCGUGCAGCUGAGGUAAAGACGGUUCAUCCACCGACUGGCGAGCCGGGUGCCCGCACAGCCACGCAGAACUGAGCCCCUGUGAACGAGCCCUCCCCGGCCGGCCGGCCAGACAGCCUUAAGAACCCAGAGGAAGUAGACGCAGAGGUAGCGUCAGCUCUUCUUUUUUCCAGAUGUUCACGGAGUCUCUGCUCUGAUCCCCUUCUUGUGAUCUUUGUAGGGUUGGUUUUGGGGGGUUUUGUUGGUGGUUUUGGGGGGUUUUUUCGAGGCUGGUAACACGGCUGCUCACUUCAGCAUUCGCUUUUCUUUCCCACGCUCCUUUUCUCGUCUCCUUCAGCCUGGCUGAGGGAAUGUCUUUGGCUGCACAGUGGCCACUGCUCGUCACAUCGCUCGCUCUUGAGUUGAGUCACAGGUCGCUCGUGCUCGCUGUAUUUAUGCCCGCUGAAGGCUGCUCAGCGUGGAGGGAGUGCAGUUUCUGAAAUGCUCCGUGGCCUCUGAGUCGAGAGGCCUGGUAGGAAGCGGCGUUGCCUUUGGCAUCCAGACAGGCGCCGGGGAGAGCGUGGGCAGCAGCAGCAGCACAGGAUCCCAGGAGGGCCGCUGCCUCCCCGGGGAGCGCCCUUGACCAUGAAGCAGCACCUGAGCAAAGAGGGUGGCAGCAACAGCCUCAGGGUCUCCUCUGCGGUUGGUUUGGAUCAGAGAAGAAGAACACUACGAGGAACAAUAAGGCAAAGCGCACCUGCACGCGUGCGGGCUGAGGCAGGGGCCUCGCUGCGCUGCCGAGCCCUGGUACCGGGGCGCAAGCCCCAGACCUGUUCGUCAAGCGCCCCAGUUGCUGGAGCAGUAGGCCCCUUGUGUGGCCGGCCCCUGGGUCAUCCCAGCCUGCAAAGGAAACCAAGCGAGGUACUAAAAUAGCCUGGUUUCUGAGGAAAACAACUGUGCAAGAGGGGAAGGGGGUUUUCUGGGUUUGUAUUUUUAGUCAACAGAGAGACGGUGCUCUGGGAAACUGAAACAGCUAUGUAUGGUAUUUUUAAACGAUUU